Paramormyrops kingsleyae is the source of this 1022-nucleotide messenger RNA. The record is from RefSeq and is a predicted model, not a curated record. Lineage: Eukaryota; Metazoa; Chordata; Actinopteri; Osteoglossiformes; Mormyridae.
ACUGAUUUAACGAAGGGAAGGAAGGUUGGCAUCGAGGCUAAAAUACUCGGGCUACGCGUAAAAUACGCGGGACCUGAAUGGUCGGACCUGACGACGUCCAUUAUAUGUAAGAUAAGUAAUCAGAAAGUAAAGGAUGAAAAUGAAGACCAGAAGUCUUACUGUUGUACUAAUCUUCUUCAAGUUCAUCGUUAACUCCGAUGAGCGGCUGGUGGUGACGGGUGCAGAUGAGCCUGUCUCUGCAUAUGCUGGAGAGGAUGUGACUCUCAGCUGCUCUGUGGACACCCAUGUUAAUGUGACAGAGCUUCAGGUGGAAUGGAAAAAGACAGACGAUGACAUCAUGGUGCUUCAGUACAUUGACGGAAUGAACAGACCAGAUUCUCAGGAUGAGAGAUACUCUGGAAGAGCUGAAUUCUUCACUGAGGAAAUUCCCAAAGGAAACUUCUCAAUUAAACUGAGGAAAGUCAGGUUGGAAGACAAAGGAGAGUUCAGGUGUGAAGUCCACUCAGAUACUGAUUCUGCCAAUACAACAGCCAGGAUAGCAGCAUUGGGUUAUUCAUCCCUGCAUUGGCUGAUUCUGAUGCUGUGCAUCACUGUCACACCUGUAGUCCUACUUACUGGUGCUUUAUCUGUCUGGCAUUUUAUACAGGAAAAUAAAGGCAGACAGGCUCUGUUGAGUCACUGGUCACUUGUCACAGUUCCAUCAGUCAUGGUUUCCUCAGCAUUCAUCCUGUGGGGUGUAACUGAAGGUUUCACAGAAGAAGCUGUUACUUGUACUGUCCUCAGUCUGCUGAGUAUCCUGAUGUUGUUUAUUAUGGAUCCAAAACAAUCAUGUCCAGGAAUCUGUCUAGGGGGAGAUCAGAAAAUUAUGAGACACCAAACAGAAAAGCACAGGAUGAGCAAAUCCUCAAUGUGCACAAAGUUACAAACACAAAGUAAGAGGGAAGCACAGGGUCUGUUAUGGAGAAUUAGACCUCUUCUUUGGACAAUAAUAAGCACCACCAUCAUCAUUGUUCUAUUCACAG